AUGAUUUUUCUGUAUUCGUUUCGUUUACAACGCACCGUUACUGAUUAUUUGCAGAGAAAAUAUGGUGACAAAGUGGAUGAAUUUGUGCCACUGUAUGGACAACAUGCAGGUGGAGGUAAUGGAUCUGUAUAUGCCAUUGAACAAGGUCGUCAAUUCAUUACGUCACCUCCACCACCGAUACAAGAUGAUACUUAUCGAGAAGUUAGUCAGGGUCGUACAACUCACAACGAUUAUUUAGACGCAAAAAAUGAAAAUAAUUUACAUCAAUCAAGUUUGGUAGGCUCUGGAGCACGUUCGAAUCAAUAUGAGUUCAAAAACGGAAACGAGGAUGAUAAUAGAAGUAUAGCACCGAUAGUUACCAUUAUUCGUGCUCAAACAUCAGAUAAUAAACCAAAUUCAUUAUCCGCGUCUUCAUCUCAUUCAUCUGAAGCAUCUAAUCAUCGAUUAAUGUCUAUCGGAGUACAACCACCAUCCUUUUAUAGUAAUAAUCAAAACAGUGUAACAGAAAAUAUUGAAACGAAAAUCACACGAAAUACUAAAAAAAAUAUUAUUAUUAACGAAGAAGAAAACUACCAAAUUCUACAAGCACCCUCCAUCGAACAAGGCACGUACUAUGUUCAAGAACAAUCAUCCCCACCAUCUCCACGCACAACCAUAAUACGUUUACAAGGACCAUAUACAACCCGAAUCAAUAUGGCAACUGAGCAUAUUGCUGAUGCUCCACAAUGGGAAGAAACCACACUGUUUCACAUUCAAUAUGAAGAACCUGAUAAUAAUUCACCAAAUAUAGCAACAAGACAAAACGCAAGAGAGAUGAGUAAUACUCCACCACCAACAUCUUCGAAUAAUAUUAAUGCAACAAAUUUAUCCACUAGCAGAAAUGAAUCAUCAGUGAGAUUGGGUAAUCCAGCAUCACCUGUCAAACGUGCAUCAAUAGAAAUCGUUAAUGAGGAACCUGUUUGGGAACGAUUGGGCAAAUAUGACACAUUAGUCGAUGAUUCAUCAGUUUUACCAAAUAAAAGUCAUAAUAACCGAAACACAUACACUACAUCUGAUGAUAAUAUACAGUCACGUUCAGACGAUAAUCUAAAGAACAAUGAUUAUGAACAAAUAACGAAAAAAUUCCAUAAUUUAUCACCUCAUUGGUAUUCUGACAGUAAUAUUUAUUCGGCCAAUUCUGACCAACGUUUUGCUCCAAAUGACGAUCAUUUAGGUAAUCGUUCAAUCUCAUUUAAUAAUCUUGAUCAAUGGCCAGCUCCACCCAAUUUUCCUCCAUUGAAUGAUAAAGCAGAAAUAUUACCGUAUGAUAUUAAUAUGGUAAUGAGAACGAAAGAUGUUGAAAGUACAUUAAGUGACGAAGAUUCCGAGUACGAAAGUGUUGUGACAGAAAAAAAUGGUCGACAGAAAAGAUAUCCACCAGUCGCCGAUGAUAAUGAUGAUAUUUAUAAAACGGCUGGUAUCGAUGAAAUAGAAAUUGAAACAACAAAUCUGGUUCAACACCCAACAGAUGUUUACGAUGACAUAUUACCGCGUGUACAGACAAAAAAUCGUACAUAUAUAACGCCGCAAACAACUGAACAACAACUUGAACAUCAACAAACAAUAACAAAUGUUGUUCGAAAAAACGUCGAAGCUACCGUUCAACGAAAGUUUCAAACAAAAUCAGCCGCUAUCGCCGCAGCAGCAACCAGUGAACACUUAACUAAUGAUUAG
Didymodactylos carnosus is the source of this 1713-nucleotide messenger RNA. The record is from the annotation of a GenBank genome assembly. NCBI's taxonomy places the organism in Eukaryota, Metazoa, Rotifera, Eurotatoria, Philodinida, Philodinidae.